This is a messenger RNA of Xiphias gladius (swordfish), 2586 nucleotides long. It is a transcript of the gene epb41l4b, whose product is annotated as erythrocyte membrane protein band 4.1 like 4B. Bases 60 to 2387 code for a protein of 775 amino acids. The transcript is spliced from 23 exons. The record is from RefSeq and is a predicted model, not a curated record. Lineage: Eukaryota; Metazoa; Chordata; Actinopteri; Istiophoriformes; Xiphiidae. Gene Ontology annotation, cellular component: cytoskeleton. Gene Ontology annotation, molecular function: cytoskeletal protein binding.
UUGUGGGGCGCAGUCUUGACGGUCACAACACGGACCUCCUCGCCUUGUGGAUCGGGAAGAUGAUGGGCUUUCUGCGCCGGACGUUCAGCCGCCGCUCUCGGAGCCGCUUUCAGACGAGAGAGAGGGACGAGCGGGACGGUAAAGGGGGAGGGGGGGGAGGAGGAGCGGGAGGGGUGACCGGGAACCCCCUGCUCCUGGCCCACCAGCAGCAGGUCGUCCACGCGCCCGCCGUGGUCACCGGGGGAGCGUCGGUUCACAUCCCGGCGGCCGGGACGGCGAGGACCACCAUCACCUGCCGCGUCCUGCUGCUGGACGGCUCGGAUGUCAAUGUGGAUUUGCCUAGCAAAUCCAAGGGCCAGGAUCUUUUUGACCAGAUCAUGUAUCACAUAGAUCUGGUUGAGACAGACUACUUUGGAUUGCAGUUCAUGGACACAGACCAAGUCUCACACUGGCUAGAUAUGUCCAAGUUUAUAAAGAAGCAGAUCCGAGACGGGCCUCCUUACAGACUCUUCUUCAGAGUGAAAUUUUACUCUUCAGAGCCAAAUAACCUGCGUGAGGAAUUUACAAGGUAUCUGUUUGUGCUGCAGCUUCGGCAAGACAUCCUGUCUGGCAAACUGAAAUGUCCGUACGAUGUCUCAGUAGAGUUGGCGGCAUAUUGUUUACAAAGUGAGCUAGGAGACUGUGAUCCAUUGGAUCACUCUCCUGAGCUGGUCUCGGAGUUUCGUUUCAGUCCCAAACAAAGCGAGGCCAUGGAGGCAGACAUCUUUGGCAGGUGGCUUGAGCUUAGGGGAAAGAGCCCGUCUCAAGCAGAAAUUUCUUUUCUCAACAAAUGCAAGUGGCUGGAACUUUACGGAGUAGAUAUGCACUUUGUCAAGGGCAGAGAUGGAGGAGAAUAUGCACUAGGUCUCACUCCUACUGGCAUCUUAGUAUUUGAAGGCUCCAACAAAAUCGGCCUCUUCUUUUGGCCCAAAAUCACUCGGCUGGACUUUAAAAAGAGUCGACUCACGUUGGUUGUGGUGGAGGACGAUGAUCAGGGUCGUGAGCAGGAGCAUACGUUCAUGUUCCAGCUGGCCAGUGCCAAGAGCUGCAAACAACUGUGGAAGUGUGCCGUGGAGAGCCACGCCUUCUUCCGGCUACGACAGCCAGCCACAGGCAAAACACACCGCAGCGACUUCACACGACUCGGAUCCCGCUUCAGAUUCAGUGGUAAAACAGAGUAUCAGGCCACUCAUGGAGGCAGACUGAGGAGAGCCAGCACAUUCGAGAGAAGGCCGAGCAAGCGAUACCCCUCCCGCACACAAUCGUUGGGCAAAGUUGCCAUUUCUCCAGCCAAACCGCCACAUAUCAGCUCUCACGCCAGUCCCGAUCCCAGCCUACAUCCAUACCAGCAUAACAUUCCUAUUGGUCACGAGCCCUGGCACACGCCCCACCCCGCUCUCACUCCCCCAGUGUACCUGCAGCCCUCCGGACACACGCCGCCACACAGUUUCCCUCUGAGCGGUCCUGCUUCAGACCAGUUCAGCGUGGAGGAGAAUGAGACUUCAUAUUCUGGCAAAAUCCACCACCAUCACCGACGCCACACACACAGCCAGGACAUGCUCUGCCACACACACACCAAGAACAAACGUCGAGCUCCUCCCUGCCAAGCAGAUGAGUUGGACAUCUCUCAGUCUCUGCUCAAGGCUCUGGAGUCAGACAGCGAUUCUCCUCCCUGGCCCUCGCUGCACGUCAACAUGGACAACAAGGGAGAGGAGAAGCAGCUAUCUGAAAAGUCUCUGCACCCUCCUGCCUCCCCGGCAAUGCUCCCUGACCACCUUAAAUGUAACAUCCUCAAAGCCCAGAUGGAGGCAGCUUUCAGGAAGGAAGCGCCAACAACGCUCAGAGGAAAGAACUCAAAUGAGACUCUCAAUGACAGGUAUCAGAGCUCAUCCCAAGACUCAGCUGCAUCCAGUCUGACUGCAGACAAGACGCCCAAACGGCAAGAUUGCGUCCCAACGCCGGAGGGGGUGGAACCCAAAGCCAACCCAAGCAUCCAACGCAGAAAACGACUGGUCAGACAGUUCAGCUUUAACCAUGAAGAUGAAGAUAAUCUCCCCGAAGCACUUGCAGCCAUCUCCUCCCAGAGUACAGGAAAGUCGGGCUCCAGCAGCUCAUUGGACAAACAGAUACAGCCCUCCAUAUACCCACAGGUGGAUAAUAUACCAGCACUGGAAUUGGGUAGUCCAGGCUGUCCCUCUCCUUCACCUUCCCCACACCUCUCCCCUUCUUACAACCGUACCUCCAUUCCUCACCUGGUCCCUUACCUUGCUCCCCAUAACGACAGCGGAGAGGAAACGAGAUUGGACAGAGAGAAGAUACUCAGAGCCCUCCUGAUCACGGAGCUCUGAGACCUUGACCCUUGACUCCUGUGACAUGAUCGCCAGACGGAGCAAAACAGGCAUUAACUGGAAGCGUAAAAAGUCCCCAAAGUCGUUGCCUGAGAUCAACAUUUGUAUAUUUGCAUAAUACAUUCAGAAGUUAUAAAUAUAUAUUUGCAUAAAGGCAAUUGUUAUAUUUGCUUAAUUGUAAUUUUAGAAUGACGGUUCU